GUAAUAAUCUCUCCUGAUGUGAUAAUGGCUAUUUAUUUAUUUAUCUAUUUUUCAUGAGAAGAAGAUGCCUCUUACCUAUGUGUGACUAGAUGACACAAGUAGAUAAGGUUGGCUUCCAUCGAUAUCCUACAGUAGAUGCGCUCAGUACAAGGCUUUUUUUAGCUCUUUUUUCACUAUUUCAUAACUCCCAUUACUGGUUUCGCCCAUAGUUUCAUUGCGGUUUUGUCUCAUUAGAUAUCCCGUGUGCUCUCCUUGAACGAGUAUUAGCUAAAAUGCCAUCUUCCAUGGCUGCCUGCUGAUGUAUAUAUAAGGUGUUUGGGAGAUGUCCCAUAACCUUAUUCUAUAUUUCUCCUCGGCAGCUCAAGCAAUCUGUAUUUAAGCAGCAAUGGGUUCUCUAAUGGCAGGUUGGGAUGCUCCUGUCCUCGAUCCAGACACAGCUAGAAUUGAAAGGAACAAAUCACUUACACAGGAAGAGAUCAGAGCCUUUCAAAGACUUCAUGAAUGCUCCCAGCAUGAUGGAAAGCAUAAAGGCUUCACAGUCCUGAAAUCCUCAGACAUAUAUGAGCUUUUACAGAAAGGCGAGGUUGAGGAAGGCAACAGAACUGCAGACUGGUGGACAAAGAGUGACUGGGCAUUUCUUAAUGAGCCACCACUGGAUGAAACUGAAAAGACAUACAACUAUGCCUCCCAGUUCCAUGUUGCUGAGAUAGCCACCAAAAAGGAUCUGUAAAUAUGUUUCAAGUCCAUGUAUCAU
This is a messenger RNA of Dendrobium catenatum, 754 nucleotides long. RefSeq lists its product as uncharacterized. The coding region runs from base 386 to 730 and encodes 114 amino acids. NCBI's taxonomy places the organism in Eukaryota, Viridiplantae, Streptophyta, Magnoliopsida, Asparagales, Orchidaceae. The transcript has 4 exons. The record is from RefSeq and is a predicted model, not a curated record.